This is a messenger RNA of Spodoptera littoralis (African cotton leafworm), 831 nucleotides long. Lineage: Eukaryota; Metazoa; Arthropoda; Insecta; Lepidoptera; Noctuidae. The record is from the annotation of a GenBank genome assembly.
AUGUCUAAAAGACCGGAACAUCAAGCACCACCUGAAGUGUUCUACAAUGAAGACGAAGCCCGAAAAUAUACACAAAACUCGCGUAUUAUGGACAUUCAGGCACAGAUGACAGAGAGAUGUUUAGAGUUACUCCUACUGCCUGAGGAUACCCCCUGUUUGCUUUUGGACAUAGGAUGUGGUUCAGGUUUAUCUGGUACAGUGCUGGAGGAAAGUGGACAUAUGUGGAUUGGCAUGGAUAUUUCACCGGCUAUGCUUGAUGUAGCUAAAGAAAGAGAAACAGAAGGUGACUUGGUACUCUCAGACAUGGGUGAAGGUGUACCUUUCAAAGCAGGAUGCUUUGAUGGAGCAGUCUCAGUGUCAGCCCUACAGUGGCUUUUCAAUGCUGAUAAGAAGUCACACAACCCUGUCAAAAGAUUACAUCAGUUUUUUAGUUCUCUAUAUGCUUGCCUGUCCAGGUCAGCCAGAGCAGUGUUCCAGUUUUACCCUGAGAAUGAAAGUCAAAUGGACCUUGUAACCUCACAAGCAAUGAAAGCUGGUUUCUAUGGAGGUGUAGUGGUAGAUUUUCCAAAUUCUGCCAAAGCAAAGAAGUUCUUUUUGGUUCUAAUGACUGGUGGAUCUGCUCCACUACCUCAAGCUCUAGGUACUGAUGAAACUGACAAUAAUCUUCAAGUUAAAUAUUCUAAGAGAGAAGCUACAAGAAAUAUCAGAGGCAAACCAGUCAAAAACACUAAAGCUUGGAUCAUGGAGAAAAAAGAAAGGAGGAGAAAACAAGGCAAAGAUACUAAACCUGAUACAAAAUAUACAGGCAGGAAAAGAAGUGGCCGCUUCUAG